Molecule: messenger RNA, 10303 nt
Organism: Dromaius novaehollandiae (emu)
Lineage: Eukaryota; Metazoa; Chordata; Aves; Casuariiformes; Dromaiidae
Gene: TNRC6C
Product: trinucleotide repeat containing adaptor 6C
Exons: 24
Coding region: 1751-7543 (1930 amino acids)
Biological process (GO): positive regulation of nuclear-transcribed mRNA poly(A) tail shortening; miRNA-mediated post-transcriptional gene silencing
Cellular component (GO): nucleoplasm; P-body
Molecular function (GO): RNA binding; protein binding
Source: RefSeq, a predicted model, not a curated record
GGGGGGAGACUUCCUGUUUGAGGUCAGCGGCGGGAGGGGAGAGGAGCGGAGCGGAGGGAGGGGGCGCGCGGCGGCGCCGCUCCGCGGUCUCGCGCUGCCUGGCGGGGUUCUUGUCAGUUAGCAACAAAAUGGCCGCGGUGGCAGCAGCUCUGCUCCCGAGGACGGCGGCGGCGUCCGUGGCGGCGGCGGUGGCGGCGGCGAGGCGGAGCGGGGGCCCGGCCCGGCAGCACUGAGCCCGGCACCGCCUGCCUGCGAGCGGACGAGCCGAGAGCGAGCGGGAGAGACGGAGAGAGGCGCUGCGGGCCCCCCCGCACCCUACCGCAGCCUCCGCCGGCGAGACCGACCGACCGACCGACCCACCCUGCCCGCGACGCUGCUGCGGCCCCCUGGGGAGACGCUGCCGCCUCAGCCUGCCGCCCGCCCCCGGGGGCGCAGACGCCCGGCUCCCGGCCCCCCGCCGCCGCAGCCCCCCCGAGAGGCUCCGCCGGGUCCCUCGGAGGAGACGGCGGGAGCCCGCGGGAUCUCUCCUCCUGCCCCCGGACCCCCCUGAGAGCGAGGCAGACAGACAGACAGACUGUUGGGUUUCCCCACUCCCCCUUUGCGGGUCCCCGUCCCCCCUCCCCGCGAAAGACUUGGCUGGAUCCUCCUACUCGGGUCCCCUCCCCGCGCUCGCUCCUUCCUGCGGGAGAGGCUGCCGGAUCCUCCUCCUGCGAGAGAGGCUGCUGGAUCGCUUCGCCCGGCUCCCGGCGAGAGGCUGCCGGAUCCUCCUCCUGCGAGGGACUGCUGCGGGUCCUCCCCCCGCGGAUCGCCCCGCCGGAGGGACUCGCGAGGAUCCUCCUCCCGCCCGCACCCCCAUGAGACUCCGGACCCCCCGCGGCUCCGUUCUUCUGGAGGGGGGGAUCCGUCCUGAACUGUUUCCCGGGCCCUCGUUUCUCUUUUUAAUUUGCACUUUUUAAAACCCUCAGAUGCUCCUCCAUGUGGACUGAGACUCCAUCAAGGCACACACACGAGAACUCAUCCUGGUCAGCUCCAGAUCCUGGCUUUCGUGGGCUUUGCUGCAACACAUAAACUUGUAUUUAAGACACAGUCGUGCAAAAAUUUAGCUGGGGACUUGAGGUGUAUUUUGUCUUGUUUCCUUGGUCUUGUUUUUUUUUGCUUCACUGGAAAUCAAAAGCUUGUUUUGGAAUUGGACCUGCCUUUGCUGCACUUCUCCUCUGGGCUGGAUAACACUGAAGCUCUUUGCUUUUCUACUUGGAUAGUGUUUUCUUGUUGAUCUGUUGUUUUUUCUCCUGUGUGGCAGACUUUUUUUUUUUUUGAGGGGGGUAAGCAAACGACAACAAAAAAACUUAAUUUUUUGGCCGUGUGAGAUUUUUUUCGUAUUCAGAUUCGUGAAAUUACGGGUACACUUAAAAAAAAAAAAAAAGCAUUAAAUAAAAAAGGAACACGUCAGAAAGACCCCUACACGGUAGACAAAAUACUCACUUGUUUCCUUACAGCAAGACUGAAUCGAAAGCUGCCAAAGAGCCCCAUAAAGAAAAGACUAAAAGGCACCUGUGGAGAAGGGUCCGCAGAGCAUCAUAGACCUGAAGACCUCAGUACCCUGUAACAAAUCAAAAAAAAAAAAAAAAAAGGCUAUAUUAUACAGUAGAAGAUCAAGAGCUAUAUUAGUGUUCUGUUUCUGUGAAGGACUUCUAGUGGAAUUUCUUUAAGCAGGGAGAAAGAACAAGAAACACAAGAAGAGGAACAUUUGAUGGAAGAAAAGAAAAAGAAAAAGCAGGAAGAAAAGAAAAAGAAGGAAGGUGCUCAGAAAAAGGCUGCUGAACAAAAAACCAAAGUGCCAGAACCUAUUAAGACCAGUUUAAGCCAGCCCCAACCUGCCGGUAGCGGUACCAGUACUUCCACCAGCACUAUUACCAACAGCAGCAAUGGCAAGCGGGCACCCGCGAGCGGGCAGCAGCCGGCUGCCUCCCGCUACCUGCCUCGAGAGGUGCCUCCGCGCUUCCGCCAGCAAGAACAGAAGCAGCUCUUAAAGAGGGGUCAGCCGCUGCCCGCGGGGACGCUCGCUGCCACCAGCCCGGCACAAGGGCCUGGGCAAGCAGGGGCGAGUCCUCCUCCGCAGCCGGGAGCCGGCGGACAGCAUCAUCCCAGUAAGACCCAAACAGAUCUCAGUCACAGUGGAUUGGGAGACCAUUAUGAAAAUUCCCACUGGGGACAGCAGCCCACUUUCCGGAGUGACGGCAACUGCAGCUGGGAUAAAGUGAUAAUAGACAGGACUGACAAGGAAGCGUGGCCUUCCAUUACAGGAGCUGAGACUGAAUCUGCCUCAGAAUGUACUACAGACACUGACUCUGCCUCCAACUGUGGCUCAGAGAACAGUAGCAUGGCUACAGGGAGUGCCCAAGGCAACUUCACUGGACAUACAAAGAAAACUAAUGGCAAUAAUGGCGCCAAUGGAGCACUCGUCCAAAGCACUUCUAACCAGAGUGCCCUUGGAGCUGGUGGAGCAAACGGUAAUGGAAACUCGGCCAGAGUGUGGGGUGUGGCUGCAGGCUCCAGCUCUGGCCUAGCUCACUGCUCUGCCAGCGGUGGGGAUGGAAAGAUGGACAACAUGAUUGGAGAUGGUAGAAGUCAAAACUGCUGGGGUGCUUCCAACUCAAAUGCUGGCAUUAAUCUUAACCUUAACCCUAAUGCCAAUCCAGCUGCCUGGCCUGUACUUGGACAUGAAGGAACUGUGGGAGCAGGCAACCCUUCCAGUAUUUGCAGUCCAGUCAGUGCCAUAGGUCAGAACAUGGGCAACCAGAAUGGGAACCCGUCAGGCACCUUAGGUGCCUGGGGAAACUUGCUGCCGCAAGAGAGCACAGAACCACAAACGUCCACUUCUCAGAAUGUGUCUUUCAGCGUACAACCUCAGAACCUUAACACUGAUGGACCAAAUAACACUAACCCCAUGAACUCUUCACCAAACCCUAUCAAUGCAAUGCAGACAAAUGGACUGCCGAACUGGGGGAUGGCUGUUGGUAUGGGGGCCAUCAUCCCGCCCCACCUGCAAGGCCUUCCUGGUGCUAAUGGAACAUCAGUUUCUCAAGUCAGUGGGGGCAAUGGUGAAGGAAUGGGCAGUUCAGUGUGGGGGAUGUCCCCAGGUAAUCCUGCCACAGGAAACAGCAAUUCUGGGUUCAGUCAGGGGAAUGGAGACACUGUGAACUCAGCAUUAAGUGCUAAACAAAAUGGAUCCAGCAGUGCUGUGCAAAAGGAAGGAAACGGAGCAAAUGCAUGGGAUUCGGGGCCCCCCUCUGGUCCUGGGGUACUAGCAUGGGGCAGGGGCAGUGGCAACAGUGGUGUUGGUAGUAUGCAUUCUGGAGCUUGGGGCCACCCCAACCGUAACACGAGCAAUGGUGUAAACGGUGAGUGGGGCAAGCCCUCAAACCAGCAUUCCAAUAGUGACAUCAAUGGGAAAGGAUCAACAGGGUGGGAUAGCUCUAGUGUUACCAGUCCGAAUCCUGCCAUGCAGCAGGGCAAUGAACAAAUGAACUCUUGGGCCAAAGCUGCAGCAUCUGGCACCACAGCUAGCGAAGGAAGUAAUGACAGCGGUGGGAGUCAAAAUGAAGGCAGUACUGGGAGGGAGGGGGCUGGAGAAGGCAGGAGGAGAGACAAAGGGAUGAUAGACCAAGGGCAAGUUCAGUUGCCAAGAAAUGAUCUUGACCCCAGGGUCCUGUCCAAUACAGGGUGGGGACAGACCCCUGUAAAGCAAAACACUGCCUGGGAAUUUGAAGAGUCCCCAAGGUCUGAACGAAAGAAUGACAAUGGAACAGAGGCCUGGGGUUGUGCAGCUACUCAAUCUUCAAACUCAGGGGGGAAGAACGAUGGGUCCAUCAUGAACAGUACAAAUACCUCUUCAGUAUCUGGGUGGGUCAACUCUCCACCUGCAGCUGUUCCAACAAAUACAGGUUGGGGAGACAAUAACAACAAAGCACCAAAUGGCCCAGGGGGAUGGGGAGAGUCAGCAAGCUCUACUACUGUUAAUAAUGCUGCUGCUGCCAAAAGCGGCCACGCUUGGAGUGGGACCGCAAAUCAGGAGGACAAAUCACCUACCUGGGGUGAACCUCAGAAACCCAAAUCUCAAAACUGGGGAGAUGGACAGAAAUCAAAUCCAAGCUGGACUUCGGGAGGUGGAGAUUGGGCAGAUUCAUCAUCUGUUCCUGGACACUUGGGUGAUGGGAAGAAGAAUGGAUCUGGAUGGGAUUCUGACAAUAGAUCAGGGUCUGGUUGGAACGAUUCCACAAGGUCUGGGACCAGUGGGUGGGGAAAUGGCACAAACAGCAAGGCUAAUACAGGUACAAGUUGGGGGGAAUCUUUAAAACCAGGCCCCCAGCAAAAUUGGGCUAAUAAACCCCAGGACAGCAAUGUGAGUAACUGGGGAGGAGCUGCUUCUGUCAAACAGACGGGGUCGGGGUGGGUUGGUGGGCCAGUGCCAGCCAAACAAAAAGAGAACUGUGAGGCAACUGGCUGGGAAGAGCCAUCUCCACCGUCCAUUCGCCGCAAGAUGGAAAUCGAUGAUGGUACCUCAGCUUGGGGCGACCCAAAUUACAACAACAACAAGACUGUAAACAUGUGGGAUAGAAAUAAUCCUAUUAUUCAGAGCAGUACCACAACCAAUACCACCACCACUAGCACCAUUAUCAACACAAAUAUGGUUGAACCUCAGCCAUCGCACCAGUCAAGUGCCCAGCCGAACCGGUCCCCGCUGCUUGGUCCAGCAGGCUGGGGCGAAAUGCCUACUGUCCACACAAAGACCGAAGCUUCUUGGGGAGAGCCGUCCUCCCCUUCUGCUGCAGUUGAUAAUGGCACUUCGGCGUGGGGGAAGCCCCCCAGCAGUGGUACAGGGUGGGGAGAUAAUCCUGCCGAGCCGGCGGGGACGUACGGAAGAACAACCGCUCCAGCUGCUGCCCCAGCACUGUGCAAACCAGCUUCAAAAUCUAUGCAAGAAGGCUGGGGCAGUGGUGGGGAUGAAGUGAAUCUCAGUACUAGUCAGUGGGAAGAUGAAGAAGGAGAUAUGUGGAAUAAUACUGCUUCUCAAGAGAGCAGCUCCUCCUGUAAUUCCUGGGGGAAUGCCCCGAAGAAAGGACUUCAAAAGGGCAUGAAGACAUCUAGCAAGCAAGAUGAGGCCUGGAUCAUGAACCGUCUGAUAAAACAGCUCACAGACAUGGGCUUCCCUAGAGAGCCAGCGGAAGAGGCCUUGAAGAGCAACAAUAUGAAUCUCGAUCAGGCCAUGAGUGCUCUGCUGGAAAAGAAGGUGGAAAUGGACAAGCGUGGAAUGGGAGUGACCGACUACAAUGGAAUGGUCACCAAACCCCUUGGCUGCCGCCCACCACCAAUCUCCAAAGAGUCUUCCAUGGACCGCCCCACCUUCCUUGACAAGGAUGGCGGCCUAGUGGAAGAGCCCACUACUUCACCAUUUUUGCCUUCACCAAGCCUGAAGCUCCCCCUUUCAAACAGUGCACUCCCUAAUCAGACCCUGGGCGGGAUUGCCUCAGGGCUGGGCAUGCAAAACUUGAAUUCUUCUAGACAGAUACCGAGUGGCAAUCUGGGUAUGUUUGGCAAUAGCGGAGCAGCACAAGCCAGGACCAUGCAACAGCCGCAGCAACCGCCAGUGCAACCUCUUAAUUCAUCCCAGCCUAGUCUUCGUGCUCAAGUGCCUCAGUUUCUAUCCCCUCAGGUUCAAGCACAGCUUUUGCAGUUUGCAGCAAAAAACAUUGGUCUCAACCCUGCACUAUUAACCUCGCCAAUUAAUCCUCAGCAUAUGACGAUGUUGAACCAGCUCUAUCAGCUGCAGCUGGCGUACCAACGUUUACAAAUCCAGCAGCAGAUGUUACAGGCUCAGCGUAAUGUUUCCGGACCCAUGAGACAACAGGAGCAGCAAGUUGCACGUACAAUCAAUAACAUGCAGCAGCAGAUCCAGCAGCACCAGCGCCAGCUGGCCCAGGCCCUGCUUAUGAAGCAGCAGCCUCCCCCUCCACAUCUAUCUUUGCACCCCUCUGCAGGCAAAUCAGCCAUGGAUAGCUUUUCACCCCAUCCCCAGGCUCCCGGCCUACCUGACCUGCAGACCAAAGAGCAACAGUCUUCACCGAACACCUUUGCUCCUUACCCUCUUGCUGGACUGAACCCGAACAUGAAUGUAAAUAACAUGGACAUUACUGGUGGUUUGUCAGUGAAGGACACUUCUCAGUCCCAGUCUCGCCUUCCUCAGUGGACUCACCCCAACUCAAUGGAUAAUCUGUCUAGUGCUGCUUCUUCGCUUGACCAGAACUCCAGCAAGCACGGUGCUAUCCCUGGAGGUUUAAGUAUUGGUCCUCCGGGAAAGUCCUCCAUUGAUGACUCUUACGGCCGGUAUGAUCUGAUCCAAAACAGUGAGUCGCCAGCCAGUCCACCUGUAGCUGUUCCUCACAGCUGGUCACGUGCCAAAACCGAUAGUGAUAAAAUUUCCAAUGGCUCCAGCAUAAACUGGCCACCAGAAUUUCAUCCAGGAGUGCCAUGGAAAGGACUGCAGAACAUUGAUCCUGAAAAUGACCCUGAUGUUACUCCUGGAAGCGUUCCGACUGGGCCCACCAUAAACACCACCAUACAGGAUGUUAAUCGCUAUCUUCUCAAGAGUGGAGGGUCAUCCCCAACAUCAUCUCAGAAUGCCACGCUGCCUUCAUCGAGUGCCUGGCCGCUUAGUGCCUCCGGCUACAGUAGCUCUUUCAGCAGCAUUGCAUCCGCACCUAGCAUUGCAGGUAAAUUGUCAGACAUCAAGUCGACAUGGUCCUCUGGCCCAAUCUCUCACACACAAGCCUCUCUAUCCCAUGAACUAUGGAAGGUACCCAGAAACACUACUGCUCCUACAAGACCGCCUCCAGGCUUAACAAACACCAAGCCAUCAUCUACUUGGGGUGCCAGUCCACUGGGUUGGACCAGCUCUUACUCCUCCGGUUCUGCAUGGAGUACUGACAGCUCAGGAAGAACGAGCAGCUGGCUGGUUCUUCGAAAUCUCACACCCCAGAUCGACGGUUCCACGCUGCGGACGCUGUGUUUGCAGCAUGGCCCUCUAAUAACAUUCCACCUGAACCUGACGCAAGGGAACGCUGUGGUCCGAUACAGUUCCAAGGAAGAAGCAGCCAAGGCCCAAAAGUCUCUGCAUAUGUGCGUCCUGGGAAACACUACCAUCCUGGCCGAGUUCGCCGGCGAAGAGGAGGUGAACCGCUUCCUGGCGCAGGGGCAGCCGCUGCCGCCCACCUCCAGCUGGCAGUCGGGCGGCGGCGGCGGCGGCCAGGGCCGCCUGGGCUCCGGCGGCGGCGGCGGCCACGGGCUGGUGCGCGGCGACGGCGGGCACUGGCCGGCGCCCUGCCUGGGCGGCAAGGGCAGCAGCGACCUGCUGUGGGGCGGCGUGCCCCAGUACUCCAGCAGCCUCUGGGGCCCCCCCAGCGCCGACGACGGCAGGGUGAUCGGGAGCCCCACGCCGCUGAACACCCUGCUUCCGGGGGACCUGCUCAGCGGGGAGUCCAUCUAGGGGGGAGAAGCCACGCGACGGAAGUUACAAUCAUCAGCACUAAAGGAGAAACGGAACAGAACAACAGCAACAAAAACAACGGAGCGGAACCCUUUCCAGGCCCGGGCUUGGCGAAGAACCCAGCUUUAACAGAUCAGACUGGCAGCCCUUUUUUAGUACCUCUGUCCAAUAUCGACGAUGAGACUGCAGAAGCCCUUGUGAACUGUUAAGGCAACAGUAUGGGCGACUUUUGGUCAGUGUCCCGUGCUAAUGACAGGUUUUGGUUUUUUUUUUCAUGGCUUUUCGUUUUGUUUCACGUUGUCUUUUUAUGUUUGUACGGUGAUAUUUUACAAACCAAGUAUAAAAGCUGCUUAGAAUAGGUCUAUCAUGAAGGGCACUUUUCAGAAUUUGGGCUGGAAAGGGUUAUUUUGUCGAAGCGGGAUGGGGAGGGAAAGGGGGAAAAGAAAAGCCUAUUUAAAAAUGAGCCUGUGACUAUUAUGCACAUUACCGGAGGCGGACCCAGUAAUCAGAAAGGGUGAAGUGUGAUAUUUAGCGCUGGUACAGAAAAGGAAGGAAUCUGAACGGUAACCAUUGACUGUACAGGUCGAGCGGGGGAGGGCGGGGGGUCGGGGUAUCUCUGUGUCCACUACUCCCAUGGAUCUGCCUAUGCACAUUACCCUUGUUUCAUUACUUUUUUUCCAUGUCAUUUUUUUUAAAUCCCAAAAAUCUAAAAAGUUUAAAAAAAAACAAAAAAAACAAAAAAAAAACAUAUCAAACAUGCAAAUACUUGAAUCCAGCAGGCCAAUAACAAAAUGUGAACACUUUCUAAGUCUAAUUAUUACACUUCCAGGUCGGCAUCAGUACACAAAAAACAGGCUCUAAGAAUUUUUUUUUUGAAGUUCAGACUAUAUGUUUUGUUGGGACAGACGUGUGUGUGUGUGUGUGUGUGUGUGUGCGUGUGCUUGCGUGUGCGUUUGUGUGUGUGUGUGUGUGUGCGCGCCCAAGUGUGAUUUAACUAAAAGUGUGAAUUUUUUCCUUUUAUUCAGUAUAUGCUUUUUAUUUGCUCAUUGGUCAAAUGUUUAAUUGUUAUUAGCUUCUAACUUUGCACUGAGUGUCCGCAGCCCUUCUUGUAGCUAAUCCUAUAAUGUUAAAAAGAAAAAAGAAAAAAAAAAAAAGAAACAAACUGAUAGAAGGGGCCGGCGACAAUUCACGUGUAAAUGUUUACUCAAGGACUCUUACCGCAUUUUAAAAAUUACAGUGUGUAUCUCUGGAGAAUAAUAUGUAUAUCUACCUUUAGCGGCUUUUUAUUGUGGACUAAUGCAAGAAAAUUAUUACCGGAGUAUUGCACCGUUUUUUCCAUUCGGAAUAUAAAGUUUAAAAAAAAAAAUACUCUUGUUGAACUGUGGCCAUAGAUAAUUGUAAAGAGUGGAUAGUUCCCUUGCAAGCAGGAACAGAAACAAGCACUUGGACAUAGGUUUUGACUGCUUUUGGAGGAGCCAGGAGUUUUGGCUCCCACCUGUUUACAGACCUUUUUUCUCCUUCAAACUUUAACAUAAAAAAGGAAUUAAAAAAGAAAAAAAAAGAAAAAAAAAAAGACUUCCAUCGUAAAGAAAACUAUUUUCAGAAUGAAGAUAUGCUACUUCAGAGCUCUGGGAUUGAACAGUGUUGUUGUAUUAUUCUUUUCUUUGGCCAUUGCUGUGUACUAUUUUUGUUGUUGUUUUCCUCCUCUUCGUCAAAGUGGCGAAAACUUUGUGAUCACUAUCUUGCACAUGGUGGAAGAUGUCUCAGGAAAGCCGGGUUUCCCGAGGAGCAACUCCACACCAUUUCAUGUAUUUUUAAAACCCAACUCCUAGCACUGAAGAUAUUAUUAAAAAACAAAAUAAAAUAAAAAAAAGACAGUAAGAAAGAAGAAAAUACCUAAUCUAAUGUGUAGCAGUUACAUAUUUACCAAAUAAUGGACUCAAAAGAAAUAGAUGUUUGAAGAGUGCUUUAUAUAUUAAAAAAAUUGCUUUAUGUUUAAAAAAAAAAAAAAAAGAUCAAUGUUUUGAUUGUUUUGAAAGGAAGAAAGACAAUGGAAUAACAUACACUUCAAGUAUGUUUUAAAAAAUUAUAUGAACAUUGUGCUCCCUGCCUGCUUGGAUCAGGAAACUUGUGCAUUACAUUUUUUUUUUUUUUUUUGGAAGAUUAGCUUUUUAAUGGUUUUAUCAGAUUUAAAGGGUCCUGCAAGAUUGCAAAUUAACAAAAGCUGGUUUUAUAGAGGAUCAUGAACUAUGCACAAACUGGGUUCAAGACUUGUUUUUUUUCUCAAGUUUUAGUAGUGUAUUUAGCUGAAUAACCUUUCCUCAGAGUAAUUGCAUCUCAUUGCCAUUACACGCCUCCUACAUAUAUAUUUUAUAUAUAUAUAUAUAUACACACACACUCUUAUAUAAAAUAUGUAUGUGUGUAUGUGCGUGUUUACAUACAAUUUUCCAUGCUGAAGUUUAGCAUUGAGUUGUAGAAAAACUCCUGAUAUUUUAAAAUUGGGGAUGAAAGUUGAAAUUUCUGUUUAAGGGUUUUCAGGGGGUUGGGUUUGGGGCUUUCUUUUUUUUUUUUUUUUUUUGCCUUUCCUUUUGGAUUAAACAUGUCUGUAACUCUGAGAUUAAAAAAAAAAUGUGGCUUUUAAUGUUAUUUCUCCUCAUAGAAUGUGAUUGUUAAAAGAACAUGCACCGAAAGUUGCUUUCAAGAGUACGAAGAUUCUUUGAAACUUAAUAAAUUGCAGUUUUUUCUUGGCUGUUCAAAUAA